This is a messenger RNA of Fibroporia radiculosa, 582 nucleotides long. RefSeq lists its product as uncharacterized. Lineage: Eukaryota; Fungi; Basidiomycota; Agaricomycetes; Polyporales; Fibroporiaceae. The transcript has 4 exons. Gene Ontology annotation, cellular component: nucleus. Gene Ontology annotation, molecular function: histone binding. Bases 1 to 582 code for a protein of 193 amino acids. The record is from RefSeq and is a predicted model, not a curated record. Gene Ontology annotation, biological process: DNA replication-dependent chromatin assembly.
AUGUCAAUUGUGACUAUUAGGAAUGUUGAAUUUCUCAACAACCCAGCGCGGUUCCUAGAUCCAUAUCACUUUCGCGUGACAUUCGAGUGUAUAGCUCCUCUUCCAGAAGAUCUGGAAUGGCGCCUGAUAUACGUAUCUUCUCCUGGAAAUGAGGAAUUGGAUCAAGAACUAGAUGACUGUUUAGUUGGUCCCGUACCAGCGGGUGUUAACGCGUUCGACUUUGAAGGUUCAGCGCCAAGUCCAUCAAAAAUCCCCCCAGAAGACGUCUUGGGAGUCGCCGCGCUUAUCCUCACAGGCUCUUACAAGGAGCAGGAAUUCGUCAGAGUGGGUUAUUAUCAGAACACUGAGUAUGACAACGAGGAAAUGAAGGAGGCCCUGCCCGAUCCUAUUCGUUUUGAUCGGUUGGUGAGAGACAUCAACUCAAAGCCCAGGGUAACCAGGUUUCAGAUCAAAUGGGAUAUAUCACCGCCACAGCCAGGGCACACCGUGUCAGUAGGGGCAGCGACUUCUGCUGCGGUCCCUUCGGCAAACGAUCUUGAUGCAGAAGAUCCAGAACCCGGACAAAAUGGUCCUUCCUCAUGA